GGGCAGAGGAGGAAGGGAGUGGUUGGGAGCCGGGCUGCGGCAGCCUCAGGUCUCCUCGGCGGCGGCAGCGCCCCCUCCUCCCGCGCCUCAGCCGCCUGCGUCCGUCAGGAAAGAUGCCCUCAGCCCAGGGCUGUGAAGAAGGGACCCGAGUCGUUGCCCGAACCGCGGCUGCCUCCCGCGUCCUCUGAAUUCGUCAGCGCAGCCCCUCGCCGAGGGGCGGCGGCGGCGGCCGCGGGGCGCGAGCGGGAGCCCGGGCGCUGCGCCCGGCGGCACGGCGCGGCCCGCCAGCGGCCUCCGGCAGGCAUGGAGCGGGCUCGCUCGGCCAAGUAGCCGCCGCCCCCGGAGCCCGGCGCGAGAGCCGCCCGCAGCCCGCCUCAUCCCGGCCGCGCCGCCGGCCAGGCCCUGGGAGAAGCCAGGAAGAAGAUGACGCGUCCUCGCCGCAGUCCGCUGGAAGCAGGACUCGCUGCAGAGCCCUAGGAAGAAAGAGCUCGGAGCCGAGGCUCGGCGUGCUCCGAGCCGAGCCGGGAGAGCCGCUCCGGGAGCUGCCCUCCCUUUGCCGCGGAGGACUCGCCCAGGAGCUAUCGGAGUGGAGGUUGGGAGCAUUUGCAGCAGAUUUUUGGCUUUCCCUCCCCCUCCAUACAUUCCCCCCCUCCUUUUUCAAUUUUUCUUCUUCCCGGGAAGUGAAUUGCUGAUGCCAAGGGGACUUUAUUCAUUAAUGAUGCAACUGGAUUCGUUUCAGGAUUAUGUUGCACGAAUUGAAUUUUGAAUGAAGGAGGUUUUUUUUUUCUUUUUGAAAGAAGUGUUGAUUCUUUAGUUCGUUGUACUUUUAAUUAUUAUUUUAUUUAAAUAUACAAUUUAAUUGUAUUAUUCUCUUAAAAAUAUUAAAUCUAUAUUUUAUGGAAACUUACCCUCAAAAUAUAUAUGUUUAUGGGUGAAAUUGAAGACGCUUCCGUUAAGUGAGGUGACUGGUGUAUUGGAUGUUUAAUUCAGCACCGGCAUUGCAUGACAGUUGUUGAAAUAACAAGUGGUUUAUUUUUAAAAACCACAUCUUUAAAAUUUUAGGUUCAGAUAGUAACAGUAGACAUCGUAAGGGCAUUUAAAAGAAAACCAGCAGAAAUCGAAGCAAACAUGUCUGGAGAAGUGCGUUUGAGGCAGUUGGAACAGUUUAUUUUAGAUGGGCCAGCUCAGACCAAUGGGCAGUGCUUCAGUGUGGAGACGUUACUGGACAUACUCAUCUGUCUUUAUGAUGAAUGCAAUAAUUCUCCAUUGAGAAGAGAGAAGAACAUUCUUGAAUAUCUAGAAUGGGCUAAACCAUUCACUUCUAAAGUGAAGCAAAUGCGCUUACAUAGAGAAGACUUCGAAAUAUUAAAGGUGAUUGGUCGAGGAGCUUUUGGUGAGGUUGCUGUAGUUAAACUGAAAAAUGCAGAUAAAGUAUUUGCCAUGAAAAUUCUGAACAAGUGGGAAAUGCUGAAAAGAGCUGAGACAGCGUGCUUUCGUGAAGAGAGGGAUGUGUUGGUAAAUGGAGACAGUAAGUGGAUAACCACUCUGCACUAUGCUUUUCAGGAUGACAAUAACUUAUACCUGGUUAUGGAUUAUUAUGUUGGUGGGGAUUUACUUACUCUGCUCAGCAAAUUUGAAGAUCGAUUGCCAGAAGAGAUGGCUCGGUUUUACUUGGCUGAGAUGGUGAUAGCCAUUGACUCAGUUCACCAGCUCCACUAUGUUCACAGAGACAUCAAACCUGACAAUAUAUUGAUGGAUAUGAAUGGACAUAUUCGUUUAGCAGAUUUUGGUUCUUGUCUGAAGCUGAUGGAAGAUGGAACGGUCCAGUCCUCAGUGGCAGUUGGAACUCCAGACUACAUUUCCCCGGAAAUCCUUCAGGCUAUGGAGGACGGGAAAGGCAGAUAUGGACCAGAGUGUGACUGGUGGUCCUUGGGAGUCUGCAUGUAUGAGAUGCUUUACGGAGAAACACCAUUCUAUGCGGAAUCUCUGGUGGAGACAUAUGGAAAAAUUAUGAAUCAUAAAGAGAGGUUUCAGUUUCCAACCCAAGUGACUGAUGUGUCUGAAAAUGCUAAAGAUCUUAUUCGAAGACUCAUUUGUAGCAGAGAACAUCGACUUGGCCAGAAUGGAAUAGAAGACUUUAAGAAACAUCCGUUUUUCAGUGGAAUUGAUUGGGAUAACAUCCGAAACUGUGAAGCACCUUACAUUCCAGAAGUUAGUAGUCCAACAGACACGUCAAAUUUCGAUGUGGAUGACGACUGUUUAAAAAACUCUGAAACAAUGCCCCCACCAACACAUACUGCAUUUUCUGGCCAUCAUCUACCAUUUGUUGGGUUUACAUAUACUAGUAGCUGUGUUCUUUCUGAUCGGAGCUGUUUAAGAGUCACAGCAGGUCCCACCUCACUGGAUCUUGACGUCAAUGUCCAGAGGACUCUAGAUAAUAACUUAGCAACUGAAGCUUAUGAAAGAAGAAUUAAACGGCUAGAACAGGAAAAGCUUGAACUUACUAGAAAACUUCAAGAGUCAACACAGACUGUUCAAGCCCUGCAGUAUUCAACUGUUGAUGGUCCACUAACGGCAAGCAAAGAUUUAGAAAUUAAAAGUCUGAAAGAAGAGAUUGAAAAACUAAGAAAACAAGUAGCAGAAGUGAAUCAUUUGGAACAACAACUUGAAGAAGCUAAUUCUGUGAGACGAGAACUAGAUGAUGCUUUUAGGCAAAUCAAAGCUUUUGAAAAACAAAUCAAAACUUUGCAGCAGGAAAGAGAAGAGCUAAAUAAGGAACUAGUCCAGGCUAGUGAGCGAUUAAAAAACCAAUCCAAAGAGCUGAAAGACGCACACUGUCAGAGGAAACUGGCCAUGCAGGAGUUCAUGGAGAUCAAUGAGCGACUAACAGAAUUGCACACCCAAAAGCAGAAACUUGCUCGCCAUGUCCGAGAUAAGGAAGAAGAGGUGGACCUGGUGAUGCAAAAAGCUGAGAGCUUAAGGCAGGAGCUUCGCAGAGCAGAAAGAGCCAAGAAAGAGCUGGAGGUUCACACUGAAGCUCUAAUUGCUGAAGCCUCAAAGGACCGGAAGCUCCGAGAGCAGAGCGAACAUUAUUCUAAACAGCUGGAAAAUGAAUUGGAGGGACUGAAGCAAAAACAAAUUAGUUACUCACCAGGAAUAUGCAGCAUAGAACACCAGCAAGAGAUAACUAAACUGAAAACUGACUUGGAAAAGAAAAGUAUCUUUUAUGAAGAAGAAAUCUCUAAAAGAGAAGGAAUUCAUGCAAGUGAGAUUAAAAAUCUGAAGAAGGAGCUGCAUGACUCAGAAGGCCAGCAACUUGCUCUCAACAAAGAAAUUAUGGUUUUAAAAGACAAAUUGGAAAAAACCAGAAGGGAAAGUCAAAGUGAAAGGGAAGAAUUUGAAAAUGAGUUCAAGCAACAAUAUGAACGGGAAAAAGUAUUAUUAACUGAAGAGAAUAAAAAGUUAACGAGUGAACUCGAUAAGCUAACUUCGUUGUAUGAGAGCUUAAGUUUGCGCAACCAGCACUUAGAAGAAGAGGUCAAAGAUCUAGCAGAUAAGAAGGAAUCAGUUGCCCACUGGGAAGCCCAAAUCACAGAGAUAAUCCAAUGGGUGAGUGAUGAGAAGGACGCACGGGGCUAUCUUCAGGCCUUAGCUUCUAAAAUGACUGAAGAAUUAGAAGCGUUAAGGAAUUCCAGCCUGGGGACACGAGCGACAGAUAUGCCCUGGAAAAUGCGUCGUUUUGCAAAACUGGACAUGUCAGCUAGACUAGAGUUGCAAUCUGCCCUGGAUGCAGAAAUCAGAGCUAAGCAGGCCAUCCAGGAAGAGCUGAAUAAAGUCAAAGCAUCCAACAUCAUAACAGAAUGUAAACUGAAAGAUUCAGAGAAGAAGAACUUGGAACUGUUGUCCGAAAUCGAGCAGCUGAUAAAGGACACUGAAGAGCUUAGAUCUGAAAAGGGUGUAGAGCACCGAGACUCACAGCACUCUUUCUUGGCAUUUUUGAAUACGCCUACCGAUGCUCUGGAUCAAUUUGAAGAUUCCUUUUCUUCUUCCUCAUCUUCACUGAUUGAUUUUUUGGAUGACCGCUCUCCGUCCUGUACUCCAGCUGGCAAAGGCAGACGUACUGAGCCCGUUGACAACACUUACAUACGGAAUCCGAGCGUCAAGCUUUACAUCCAGCAAAGGCCCACAUCUCCUUCCACACCUAGUGAAGCUGAGCCAGUUAAGAUUGCAGACUCUGCUCCGCUUCCAGUUCACACACCAACUUUAAGGAAAAAGGGAUGCCCAGCUUCAGCUGGUUUUCCACCUAAGCGCAAGACUCAUCAGUUUUUCGUGAAGUCUUUCACUGCCCCUACCAAGUGCCAUCAGUGUACCUCCUUGAUGGUCGGUUUGAUAAGACAGGGCUGUUCCUGCGAAGUCUGUGGGUUCUCAUGUCAUAUAACUUGUGUGAACAAAGCCCCGACCACUUGCCCAGUUCCUCCUGAGCAAACUAAAGGCCCACUCGGUAUAGACCCCCAGAAGGGAGUAGGGACAGCGUAUGAGGGCCAUGUCCGGAUCCCUAAGCCGGCGGGAGUGAAGAAAGGGUGGCAGAGAGCACUGGCUGUGGUCUGUGACUUCAAACUGUUUCUUUAUGAUAUCGCGGAGGGAAAAGCAUCGCAGCCCAGCUCCGUCAUUAGUCAAGUGAUCGACAUGAGAGAUGAAGAAUUUUCCGUGAGUUCAGUCUUGGCUUCUGAUGUUAUUCAUGCAAGUCGAAAAGAUAUUCCCUGUAUAUUUAGAGUCACAGCCUCCCAGCUCUCAGCACCUAGUGACAAAUGUUCCAUCCUGAUGCUAGCCGACAGCGAGACUGAGAGGAGUAAGUGGGUGGGAGUGCUGAGUGAACUCCACAAGGUUCUGAAGAAAAACAAGUUCAGAGACCGCUCAGUGUAUGUCCCCAAAGAGGCUUACGACAGCACUCUACCCCUCAUUAAAACAACGCAGGCCGCGGCAAUCAUAGAUCAUGAGCGGGUAGCUUUGGGAAAUGAAGAAGGAUUAUUUGUUGUGCAUGUCACUAAAGAUGAGAUUAUUAGAGUUGGUGAUAAUAAGAAAAUUCAUCAGAUUGAACUCAUUCCAAGUGACCAGCUUGUUGCUGUGAUCUCAGGCCGAAAUCGCCACGUCCGACUUUUCCCUAUGUCAGCUUUGGAUGGGCGAGAGACGGAUUUUUAUAAACUGGCAGAGACUAAAGGGUGUCAAACCAUAGCUGCUGGGAAGGUGCGCCAUGGAGCUCUGUCCUGCCUGUGUGUGGCCAUGAAAAGACAGGUCCUCUGCUAUGAACUGUUCCAAAGCAAGACCAGGCACAGGAAGUUUAAGGAGAUUCAAGUCCCAUGUAAUGUCCAGUGGAUGGCCAUCUUCAGUGAACAUCUCUGUGUGGGAUUCCAGUCAGGAUUUCUCAGAUACCCCCUGAAUGGGGAAGGAAGUCCAUGCAAUAUGCUCCAUUCAAAUGACCACACACUGGCAUUCAUUACACACCAACCAAUGGAUGCUAUCUGUGCCGUUGAGAUCUCCAACAAAGAGUAUUUGCUGUGUUUUAGCAGCAUUGGGAUAUACACGGACUGCCAGGGCCGAAGAUCUAGACAGCAGGAACUGAUGUGGCCAGCAAAUCCUUCCUCCUGUUGUUACAAUGCACCAUAUCUCUCCAUUUACAGUGAAAAUGCAGUUGAUAUCUUUGAUGUAAACUCCAUGGAAUGGAUACAGACGCUUCCUCUCAAGAAGGUUCGACCUUUAAACACUGAAGGAUCAUUAAAUCUUUUAGGGUUGGAGACCAUUAGAUUAAUAUAUUUCAAAAAUAAGAUGGCAGAAGGGGAUGAACUUGUAGUUCCUGAAACAUCAGAUAAUAGCCGAAAACAGAUGGUUAGAAACAUCAACAACAAACGGCGUUACUCCUUCCGGGUCCCAGAAGAAGAGAGGAUGCAGCAGAGAAGGGAGAUGCUACGAGAUCCAGAAAUGAGAAAUAAAUUAAUUUCUAACCCAACUAAUUUUAACCACAUAGCACACAUGGGUCCUGGAGAUGGAAUACAGAUCCUAAAAGACCUGCCCAUGCCAGGUUUCCCUUAUUCACCCCCUCCUCACCACUCCGGCCUGAUCUCCUCUCCGAGCAACUUUGAGCACAUCUAUCACAUGACUGUCAAUUCUGCUGAACAGUUUCUCUCUCCUGAUUCCAUAAACCCUGGGUACCCCCCGUCCCUGCGCUCUGCCCCUGGUUCACCACACUCUGUGACUCUCAGGAACCCACGGCCUCAGGAAAGCCGGACAGUAUUCAGUGGCUCCGUCAGUAUUCCCUCCAUCACCAAGUCCCGCCCUGAGCCAGGCCGCUCCAUGAGUGCCAGCAGUGGCCUGUCUGCACGGUCAUCAGCCCAGAAUGGCAGUGCGCUAAAGAGGGAAUUCUCUGGAGGAAGCUACAACACGAAGCGACAGCCCAUGCCCUCUCCCUCAGAAGGCUCUUUGUCAUCAGGAGGCGUGGACCAAGGAAGUGACGCCCCCGUGAGGGACUAUGAUGGAGAGGACUCUGAUUCUCCAAGGCAUUCCACAGCUUCCAACAGCUCUAACCUGAGCAGCCCCCCAAGCCCCGUUUCACCCCGAAAGACCAAGAGCCUCUCCUUGGAGAGCACAGACCGUGGGAGCUGGGAUCCAUGAGCAGGACCAGUGACUCCAGGCAGGGACCCUGCCCUCCCACUCUGACAACGCGCCUGGCAGCAGCAUCACCUUCCACACUGCUGCACCGAGGAUUCCUUCACAGCCAGGCCCGCUUCACCCUUCCCCCAACCCCCAGGUAGCUUCUGUAGACAGACUGCGCAGACGCAGCGCUAAGAGUAGACCGGUUGUGUUCUCACCGUAGCCCUCACGUAGCGCCCAGCAGCCUCCAUGAGCGUCAGCUGACUGUUGCCAGGAAAUAAACCCUCAUGAAUUAAAACAAUGCAUAUUUUACUACAAUACAGAGUUUAAAUAAAUACAUAGAUGUAGACGUUAAAUACUGAAUGUAAAUAGUCAAAGAAGCAUCUCUUGUGUUCGAUGAAAGAUGGAUGCGUAUAUAAGAAAGAUCAUUUAAUUUAAAAAAAAAAAGUGUUGUUUCUUAUCUGUUUCCCAGCUAAGUCAUAAUACAGGGUAGAAAGGCCUCAAGUGACAUUUAUAAAGACAACAGAAGUCAGGUCCCGGUGGUGUCUGUCCUCAAGCCUAGGCAGGCUGAGGUCACAGGGAAGUCUAAUGUCUGGAGAUUAGUACCCUUGGUGGAUGUGACCUGGACACCACCGGUGGUGUUGAAGCCACUCCAGAGGCACACUUGCUCCCCAAGGCGUUCUUUCUCCAGUGAUGUUAGAACGUGUCCCCCACCCACAGGUGAACAGUCAAACGGUUGUCACCUUCCAGCCCGUCCCAUAGUAACAGGAAAUCCGUGGCUUCUAAGGAUCAUGGAAUGGUUCAUGCAGCUGCUUUUUUUGUGCUGGCUAAACUCUGCCCCUCUCUAGGUUGCAGUGAGGAGUCUCUGGACUAAGCACACCUUCCCUGUUUGGUUAAGAGUGGAUGAGAACACACUGCUGGCAAAGUCUCUCCUUACUAAAUCAUGUGAAACCUCAGAAGCAUAGACUUAAACAGCCUUAACCAAAUAUGCCUUCCCACAUGAGGCGACAUGAGGUGGGGCCUGGGCUGUGCUGGCCACCAUGAAUUGUGAGCCAACUUUCCCUCUGGGUAUCUGCUGCCGCUGCUGCACUUGUCCCAAGAAACAAGAGAAGACCAGGACUCCUCUACUCACACGUCUCACCAGCUAAGAACAUGGGAAGGAAAAGGCAGAAAGUGCCCCUGUGAGGGAAGAGGCCCUGCCACUCUUAAUUCUCACACCUCUGGGGCUGGAAAAGCCACUGUUUCUCCCCCACUUUAAGCCACAUCUAAAAUAGAUUUCCAAAGUUGCUAACCUACCCAGCAUGCUGACCUUUGGCACAUCAUGCUGCCAGGCCUUGUGGGUCAGACUCCCCAGUCACACAGCUUUAUGGAAGGUGUUAGAGAGUUCAGGGAGGAGAGAUGGUCACAGAAGCACUCCCACUGGGGGCUUUAUAAGCAGCAGCUUUGACAGAUACCCUAGAGCCUCCAGCUCCAACUCGAGCAGGUUUUCUUUUGGGCGGGCACUGUGUCAUUCUAAUCUGAAUGUUUAUUCUUUUGAGAAAACAUCAUAUAAAAAUGUGAACACCCAAAACAAGGGCCAGAUCUUUAGUUUGGUCAGAGCCCUAUUCUAUCUGGUUGAACUUGGCACUUUGCCUGAAAGCUGGCUCCUCUCCCCUCUGUCCGCUCCUUCUUUCUCCUUCCCUCAGCAGAAACCUGACCAGGCUGAGACAGACUGAACCGCACCCUGAGCCUUGGUUUGUAGCUGACAACCAGUUGUGAACUUUUGUUGCUUACAGGUGCUUGUUUGUGAAAGAACCCUUUAGAAUUAGUCAGAGCCUCUGCAUCCCCAAAGUCCAGCUCCUCCCCAAGGACCCCUGUGGACUGGUGGAUUUCCCACUGCAGUCAAAGAACCAGGCCUCCUAACUGCAGCCCUGCUGGCCCACAGUGUGAGGUGGAGUUCUAGUAAUGAGAAUGGUCUUACCGGACUCAUCCAGCCUUAUGUGAAGAGUGUUCCUGUCCGAAGCUGGGGGAAAGGACGGGCAAAGGUUACUAAUAGGUUUCUAGAAGACAGAAAUAAAGAUUCCUCAGAGCAGCCAAUAACAAAGAUUCCAGUCAAGGCCUUAGGCCCUUCUUCAGGUCACUCUCCCUACCCCAUGCAAGGUAUUUGAAAGUGUGUAGCAGCAGGAAUUGAUCUGGAAAUGGGGGGAAAACAUUGAUUUCUGGUACAGUGUCUGUGGGUUACUAUUUGGUGCUAUGUUGUCCAACCUGUAUGCUACUGACCCUUUGAAUCCUUGCUAAUCUGUUAGGUGAUUUUUGGGUGAGUAUAUAAAACAUAGGAUUUGGUUUUAGUUUUUGCCAAAAACAAGAGCCUUCCUAUCAAUGAUUGCUAAAGCAGAUCAUGUGUGUGUGAUUUUAGUUCGUACGCACAUUCCCUGUGCUUAGCCAUUUGUGUUCUAUCCCAGUGAGCACAGCUUUAAGACUGUGGGGGUGGGCUGGAGGGGGUAACUGCAAAUGACCCGUUUGGCUUUCCAAUGAAUUCCUAUAGCCAAGCUUAGGGAAAGCAUCUGGAAUUCCUGUCUUUCCCACCAGCCCUUCCUCAGCUACUCCUCUUUCAUGUUGGAAUCCUGACAUUUUGUUAACUUAGUGGCCACAUUUAUUUCUAGGCAAGUUUGGCUGCCUUGUGUGUGUCCUCAGGUAUCACUACAGAGAAGCCAGGGCAGAGGCGCAGCCUCCAUUCCCAGUGCAGCAGCCCACAUGCAGCCUUGGCAGUGACCACAGAUUGAGUUCUCACAGCUCAGUGCACCCUGAGUACAGGUGCACUUAACACAGCGGACACCCUGCCGCAGGUCAUACUCUGCCAUAGCCCAAGACCACUGGCCCCUUCCAGUCCCACUUGGCCUUGCUGCGUAGCAUCUCCUUGUCCCCUUGGCGUGGCUCAGACCUUGUUGGAACCUUCAGUUUCACAAGGCCAGAGUUCCUCGCAGAGCCCUGCUGCAGUGAGUCUCCUGCCAGCUCCAGCACUCGCUCCCGUCCCAGGGACAGCGUUACACAGAGCCCUACUUCAGUUUUAGACUGACUGCCAUAAGUCAGCCUCGAUGCCACUGAAAACAAAAUGACCUUCUUAUUUGAUAGUGUAACAUUUAUUUUAUAAAUGUCUAGGAUUUUUUCUCAUUGUAAUAUUAUUGUACAGUUUUGCAUGGUCUCAGCGCGAUCAUUUUUGUUCAGAAUGUUUUGCUGACCAGUGUGUGUGUGGAAGGGAAGAUACUGCUUUGGCCUCUUAGCACUCACGUGGUUUGGUUUCGUCCCUGAUGUCCUAGGGAAUUUCCUGACAGCAUCUGCUACCAAACUAUGACGUGGAUCCUUUUGCACAGAACUAUUUAAGGUGGGGUGGUCAAAAAUGUAACAAAGGAUUUCUCACCAAUAUUUUAUGUUGGUAUCACCUAAUUAACCAGACUUUGAUGUACUGCAAUAAAUAAGGAACUGUUA
This is a messenger RNA of Rattus norvegicus (Norway rat), 10110 nucleotides long. RefSeq names its product CDC42 binding protein kinase alpha (gene Cdc42bpa). The record is from RefSeq and is a predicted model, not a curated record. Gene Ontology annotation, cellular component: cell leading edge; lamellipodium; cytoplasm. NCBI's taxonomy places the organism in Eukaryota, Metazoa, Chordata, Mammalia, Rodentia, Muridae. Gene Ontology annotation, molecular function: protein serine kinase activity; protein kinase activity; protein serine/threonine kinase activity. Gene Ontology annotation, biological process: cytoskeleton organization.